Drosophila ananassae is the source of this 512-nucleotide messenger RNA. RefSeq names its product accessory gland protein Acp29AB. NCBI's taxonomy places the organism in Eukaryota, Metazoa, Arthropoda, Insecta, Diptera, Drosophilidae. The record is from RefSeq and is a predicted model, not a curated record. The transcript has a single exon. Gene Ontology annotation, molecular function: carbohydrate binding. The coding region runs from base 62 to 505 and encodes 147 amino acids. Gene Ontology annotation, cellular component: external side of plasma membrane. Gene Ontology annotation, biological process: biological process involved in interspecies interaction between organisms.
CCAACCUGUGUGGAACAAGAGUGAAGCCAGGAUUAACGUUUUUCGGAAUCGGCUAAAAAAUAUGGAAGCUCAACUGGCUACUUUUGAGGCUAAAAAACGCAAGAAUAAUCCGGAUCUGGAAAAAUACAUUAAAAUUGGUUCUAGAUACUUUUACAUUGAAAAUAUGAACAAGAUGAGUUGGUUUGCAGCUCAUCGAGUCUGUCGAGAAAUCGGAGGUAAACUGGCAACCAUAAAAGAUGAAGAAGAACUGGAGCAAAUCGACCGUUUGCUCGACUUUCGUACCGGCUACUGGCUGGGCCUCAACGACUUGGUUUUUGAAGGACUAUUCCAGAGUUGGCCUCCUAAAGCGUUGGCCUGGAUAGAAGAUCAUUUUACAAAUUUCCCGAACGGCGCAUCCGACUAUGGACACAAAACUGAUUGUGUGGUUCUUAGCGGAAGUGAUAUGUUUGAUAUUGAAUGCGAUAAAAAUCGUUACUUUAUAUGUGAAGCACUCAUUGAUGAUUGAUUUUAAA